AAUGCGCGUUUAAGGUUGGACGGUUCACGGGAAAGCCGCAAGAUGGCGUAAUACGUGCGACGCUGCUUUUGACGUUCGCGUAUGAGUUUUUUUUUUGGUUCCUUCUACUUUGAAAACGGCAGGAAGCGAAAAUUGUUGGUACGGUGCUUAGUGCUCGCUGGUCUGACUGAGGAUGUGGUGGAAAGUGUUGAGUACGAUAGGAGAGAUUCAACAGGAAAGGAUUUCGAUUUCGAGCACAUAGUACGCGAGACACACGAGGUCCCGCGAUUGGCCAGUUUAUGAGACGACGAUGGCUCCGUGAGGAGAGGAGAACAUGGCUGCGACGCAAGCCGAGAGCCAACAAAACGAUGUGAAGCUGAACGAGUCCGUGAAAUGCGCACAGAAACGUCCGCAAGUUGGUGGGAAUAGUGCGAGUGUUAACACGAAGCAGCAGCUGGAUCCAGAGCCGGGUGAUAAAGUGCCCCGGGGCGCGGCCCAGCUGCUUAAAUAUGUGAAUCGCGGCGGGGACACGGGUUUCGAGAUGAGUCAAUACCGCGAGGACAUUGGUGGACACACUGCCGGUGAAGUAAAAUCACCCAGAGAGGCUGGUCAGGCGCCUCAAGAAUCUAUCGGCAAGCAGGAGCCUCUCGACGCGCCCGGGCAUCCGAACCAUCCCGGACAUCCGUUUACGCCGAACGUUAUUCGCGAUUACUCCGACGAGUAUACCAACAAAUCGAACGAGUUUCCCUCCAAGUCGUUGACCGAUUAUCCGGGCAAGCAGAUACCAGAGUACGUGGGAAAGCAUGGAGAUUUCCCAGGGAAACAGUUGGACUAUCAUAGUAAACACUUAAUACAUGAAAGUGAAAGAGUUCAUCGGGCAGAAAUGGAAGAGCAUUAUGCAGCUUCCAAGAUUGAAUCGCGAUUGGCAUACGUAGGGGCUACACCGAGCAGUUUCACGGGGCAGCCCAGGUUUCUAUCGGGACAAAGUAUAUCCCAAGCUACCGGUCCAACCCCGACGUUGAAUCAGUUGCUUCAGGCCUCCACGCCUGUGCAUCGGUUUCAUGGAAACUAUCCUGGAAUGGGGCCAGAGCCGUAUCAACAACCUUGGCCCAUUCAGCGACCUCCGGUCGUUCCUCCAGUUUAUCCACAACCUGGUCAACGGCCUCCACAGACGGGAUCCCCGAGACUACAUGCAGGACCCGGAGGACCAAGUUCUCCGACUCCUAUGCCAUAUCAACAAUAUACACAACGUUAUUCUUCUCCUACGAGACCACAUGCACCGUAUAGUCACCAUCAGCUAAACUCUUAUACUACGCAAACCAGCCAUCCUUCCAGUCUAUAUACAGAACAGAGGGGUUGGAAUCAAGGUGGACCACCAAAUCCACCACCACCCCCAACCAAUCAAGCUAAUCCUUCCAGUCAGUCACCGCAACGUGCACUUUCUCAAUCUCCAGCACCACCUCCUUCGGCAUCUCCACAACCACAAGCGACAGGCCAAUCACAAAGUUUUCACAAUCUACAGCAACGAUCCACAACACCAAAUACUCAAGGAAUCGAUUCAGGGGAAUUGUCUGGACAAAAUAGUAAUGAUAGUUCGAAUGGACCAGCUUGUCCAGGAACGCCAAACUCACAGGGGAUGAGACCAACCCCUUCGCCUACAGGAUCUACAGGUUCUCGCUCGAUGUCCCCUGCUGUUGGCCAACAAAACGUUCAGAUGCCUCCACGGCCGUCAAGUAGCCAGUCAGAUGGUAGUGGACCAGCACGAAUGAGCCAUUCUCCUAUGACAACCCAAGGAGCAUACCAGCAGCCAUUGGGUCCUUCGCCACACAUGCAUAGCUAUAAAAUGAAUAACACUGGUCCUGGUGUCGUUCAACCAGGACCCGGUUCGACGAGUCUUGGUGGAAUAAACCCAAUGGGUGGUGGGAUGGGGUAUGCAGCUGGUGGAACGGCUGCCGGUCAGCCUGGGGGUUAUCACGCGCAAAGUACCUAUCCACCUCCGCGUCCACAUGUACAAUUUCCACAAGGUUAUCCAUCCCCAGCCAAUUCGCAACCACCACCGAACAAUCAAUAUCAGGCUCCUAAUAGACCCAAUAACUUGGUGCAAUAUCCUCCGUACACGCAUAAAAUGGGAUUUAACAGCGUACCACCGGGAAUGCCACCUAGCCCGGGACCACCUCAGGUUUACGGAGGUAGUAGUACAACGGGUAUGGUACCGCCGGGCACCCCUGGAGUGGCUGUGAUUGGUAAUAUGGGACCUCCGGCAAGUUCUAUGGGACCUCCACCACCAUCACCUAAUCAUGUCAGCAGUCAGCCACCUCCGACAAGCUCCAAUGUGCCCCAUUUACAUACCCCUGCAGCCACACCGCCACUGAAUCACGAAGGAAGUCCAAUGCCUCCGCCGAGCACUACUCCUAAUUCGCAUCCAACUUCAACGCCAACACCGACCAGUCACAGUUCUGCAGACCUUACCACCGAAACUUCCAACGACAGUGGCAUAACUACUACUGCUUCAGGUACAUCAGCUAUUAACGUCACAUCCACUUCAAGUGGUACUGUUACAUCUGUAAUAACAACUGGUCCCGAUGGAACAUCUUUAGACGAAGGAUCUCAACAGUCUACAUUAUCAAAUGCAUCGGCUGCUUCUGGGGAAGAUCCAGCAUUUACACCAAAGGUUCGAAAAGAAAUGAUAGGAGGGUAUCACAGCCAUCCGACUACACCGCAAAGUACAGUCCCAUCUCCUGGUGCCGCGAGUAUCAAUUCAAUACACGAAGAAUAUCCCGAUAUGAACAGUCCUGGUUGGCCGCGUACUCCUGCUAGUCCUGUUUUUAACAGUCAUGUGCCUCAAGACCCAUACAGAUCUAAGAAGUCAGACAGCUUGGCAAAGCUGUACGAAAUGGACGACUCGAUGGAUCGAAGAACAUGGCUGGACAAAUUAGUUAACUUUAUGGAAGAACGGAGAACACCAAUUACAAGCUGUCCUACCAUCUCCAAGAACCCCCUCGACCUAUUUCGGCUAUACCUCUACGUGAAAGAGAGGGGGGGCUUCAUGGAGGUAUGCAAGGUAACAAAGAACAAAACGUGGAAAGACAUAGCUGGUUCACUUGGCAUCGGAGCGAGCAGUAGCGCAGCGUACACGCUGCGAAAACACUAUACGAAGCAUUUGUUGGCGUACGAGUGUCACUUUGAUCGGGGAGGUGUUGAUCCUCAACCCAUUAUAAAUCAAGUCGAAGCUGGUUCGAAAAAGAAAGGAUCGAAGGGAACUGCCUCUGUACCCUCACCAGGGUCUUCCAAUUCACAAGACUCCUUCCCUGCUGCUGGAUCGAGUAAUGCUUCCAUGGAUGGUUACGGAAGUUACCAGAGUGGCUAUACUGGCGGUACACCCGGAGGACCUUCUUCAGAGUAUACACCUCCUCCUCCUAGACCUCCGAGCCAGAGUAGUGCUCCUUCUCCUCAUCAAGGUGGUUCGAACCAGGGCGGGCAGAAUAGCGUGAAACCGUUCGACAACGGUGUGGGACGCCUUCCUCGCAAGUCGAACGCAACGCCCUACCCUGGUCCACUACGAACCCCAGGUAUACAACAAGGCAGUUACCAGAACACAGGUUCCUACCAAAACUACCCUCAGGAUCAAUACAUCCGACCUCAGGGAAACACGUUGUCUCAACAGGGAGAGUUCAAUCAACCUUAUUCACCGAGGUCACAUUAUUCACCUUACGUACCAGACGUCGACAGAGGAUAUCCCGGAGGAAACAUGCCGCCAAACAACGCCAGCGGACAGGACAUGUACAAUAGAUAUAGCAGUAGUCAACAACCUGCGAGCUACCCAGCGGGAACACCACCUAACGCGAGAAGUAACAGCUAUCCAUCUGCGCCGCAAGCACAUCCGGCCACUGUACCACAACAAACGGCUACCAGUCAACCCUCUUCGCCUUCCCAGCCUUCCGCUGCUUCGUCCUAUUCGUGCCCUCAAGACUACUACAGACAGGAACAGGGUGGAUACGGAGCUCCUGCAGGAACACAAAUAUACUCAGGUAGCGCAAGUGCGAACAAAAAUAUGCCACCGCCACCACCAGGUCCAAAUCCGCCUAGGCGUCACCCUGACUUUGCCAAAGACCAACAAUAUCCUCAAUAUAAUCAACAACGACCAGCGUAUCCAGGAUGGCCAAAUACAACCAAUCAGUACAAUAGUAGUAGUGCGAACAAUAGGGUUCAAUAUCCAUCUCAACAACCGCAGUCGCAAACGCCGCAACAGCAGCAACAGUCGCAGCAACCCACGCCACCGGUUGGUCCUGUUUCCUCCACGCCUCCAACAGGAGGAAUCGCUAGUAGUCAACAGUGGGGUAGUCAACCGCCAAAUAGAACCACGCCUCAGCCAACUCUAAACACUAUAGCACAUGCUCCUCCACCGUGGGAUCAUCGUUACACAAAUCAACCGUCCCCUCUGUAUCCUGCACCUGGAACUCAUCAGAAUCAGCUCGGGAUAAAUCCCAUGAUCAGUCAACAGCCUACGUCAAAGAGAGAAAUGACAUUCCCUCCCGAUAGCGUGGAAGCAGUGACUCCGCUUCUUUACAAGCGACGGAAACUCACGCGAGCCGACGUGGCACCGGUAGAAGCUUGGCGCAUCAUGAUGGCUUUACGAUCGGGGCUAUUAGCUGAAAGCUGCUGGGCUCUCGACGUACUAAAUAUUUUGUUAUUCGACGAUUCUUCUGUAAGUUAUUUCGGGUUGACGCAUUUGCCUGGGCUGUUGGACGUUCUGCUAGAGCAUUUCUCGCGUUCUCUGUCCGACAUGUUCGAGUCACCGUUAGUGAACGAGGACGAUCGCAACUGGAACCAGUCUGCGGACGGUCCCGAAGUCGAUCUUGGCGCUGUGACUCGUCCCAUCGACCCCGAGGAUCGAACCAAAUUACUCGCGACGUCGAAUUACACAUUUUUAUCGAGAAGGGGUCGUCCUGUAAAAAUCGUCCCAAGGGACGAAGAUCUGUUCGUGUUGGAUACUCGGAGGACUUGGGAUCAUCAGGAUUGCGAGUCGGAAACCGAGCCCUGGCAAGUCGACAUUAACACCACCAAGUACAUAGUAACCUGCUUUCAGUCUGAAAUAGGAUCGGUACCGUUUGCGCGUCUCCUCAGAGACGAGAAGCCGCCUUUGCUCCAAAAAGAGGUGGAAUGCACGGAUUCCAAGGACGAAACCAAAGUAGAGCCCGGUGCGCUCGAGACACCGGAGUUUUCACAAAAAGCUAGCGAGCCGGGCGACAAGCCGAAGGAAACCAGCGAAAAGAAACAACUGGACAAGAAGAAGAAAACGAAAACGUUGAGCGACGUUCUUUCGAGGAUCAAAAAGGAACCGGAAGAGAUGAACGAUCUCACGAGAGAGUUGUUCGAGAAGAAGAACGACGGGUUCAAGAAGGAAUGCGAAACCGAGUCGAAGGUGAACAACAACAUGGGCGAACACUUCGCGGACCUACAGAAGAGCAACGAGGAACUCGUCCCGACGCAGAACGGACUAAACGACGCGACGAGCAACGUCGAGCUGGAUAAAACCGUGAUCAAAGUUGAGAUCGAGGAACAGGAAUCGAUAACAAAGGACGACGAUAAUAUGGAGGGACCAAGUUUAAAAAUAAGAGAUCCAGCGGGAACGUUGAAGAGGAGACGAAUAAGCGAUUACGAGGACGAGAGUUAUUCGAGGGACGAAGCGAGUCUGUACCUCGUCACUGAGACUCAGGACAGCCUGGCUCGACGUUGCGUCUGUCUGUCCACGAUACUAAGGAAUCUCACGUUUAUACCAGGCAACGAGUCCGAGUUCGCGAAGAACGUGACGUUUUUGAGCCUCCUCGGCAAGCUUCUGUUGCUGCAUCACGAGCAUCCGGUCAGGACGCAAAAGACUCGCAACUACGACCGAGAAGAGGACGCAGAUUUCGCGGAUUCUUGCAGCAGCCUGCAGGGGGAGAGCGAAUGGUGGUGGGAUUUCCUACAUCACAUCAGAGAAAACGUACUGGUGAUGGCAGCGAACAUAGCCGGCCACAUGGAUCUGAGUCACCAUCCGGAAGAGAUAUCACGGCCGGUUCUGGACGGGUUGUUGCAUUGGGCGGUGUGUCCCGCCGCCCACGGUCAAGAUCCCUUCCCUACGGUGGGCCCAAAUUCGUCCCUGUCGCCGCAAAGAUUGGCACUGGAGGCUUUGUGCAAACUCUGCGUGACCGAGUGCAACGUGGAUCUCGUGGUCGCUACGCCUCCGUACUCGCGACUCCAGAGACUUUGCUCCGUAUUGACCAGGCUACUUUGUCGGAGCGAGGAGCAGGUGUUGCGCGAGUUUGGCGUUAAUCUGCUGCACUUCCUGUCCGCAGCCGACAGCGGUGUGGCGCGCACGAUCGCUCUCCAAACACCGUGCGUAGCGCUGUUGGUGGCGUUUAUCGAACAAGCGGAGACCAGCGCGAUAGGAGUUGCGAAUCAACACGGUCUGGCCGCGUUGCGGGACAAUCCCGAAUCGAUGGGCACCAGCUUGGACAUGCUGCGACGCGCGGCUGGCACCCUGCUAAAUCUCGCCAGGCAUCCCGACAACAGAACUCUACUAUUGCAACACGAAUCCCGGCUACUCGCCCUGGUGAUGAGUCAAAUUCUGGAUCAACAGGUGGCCGCGAUCGUUGCUCGUGUGUUGUUCCAGUGUUCCAGGGGCGCGUAACUUUGUUAAGACGGUAUUCUCAGUUUUUUUCUUUUUGGGCCUGCGGGUGUGUUUCGCCGUGUUUAUUUAGCCUCCCUCGUGUAAAAUGAUGAUCUUUUUCCCAAGGUGAUGAGAAAGGACAGCUAUAUUACGGUGGCUGCUAUUUCUUUAGAGAAUACAAGAGAGAGAAAGCGCGACAGAAACGUAUAGAAAGGUGUAGAAAAGAGUGCGUGCGAGAGAAAGGGAAUUUAAUUACACAUAGAGGAGCGAGGAAACGAUGAAAAACGCGGGGUUUGGUUGUAGAGCGUGUAAAAGGAACAAAGUGUCGAUAUAUAAACGCUAUGGCAGCGUGUGGUUGUAGUUUUAUAUCGAGUAAACUCGAAGAAGUAAGAAAGUUAAUUAUUGGUGUUAGCAGCGAGUUAAGGUAUACUUCGACGCGACUAAAUGCGACGCGUCGGAUGUACCUCUCCCCCCUUCGUGAAUUGGAAUAAUAUCGAUAGUGUAAGAUAUUUACAUAGUUAAUGAAAAAAGGAAAGGAGGUGGAACUGACGAAAAUAAGAAGGGUCGAGACGACGAGUGAAAUAAUCGUGGAGGAGAAUAUAGAGGGGUGGGGUUAGCGAUAGAGGGAGAGGGAAAGGGAAAGGGAAAACGAGAAAACACGAAGACGUCGAGAAUAGAGGAUGAGAAAGGGAAAAGAAACAAACGAUUAUUAGCAGCAUAAUAAUAUAUAUAUAUAUAAAAAAAAAAAAUACCGAUGACGAUUGAGACAAAACUAUACAAAAAAAAUCUGUUUGACGAACCUUAAAAUGGUGCGAUGCGGAACGAUAAUAUCGGGGUGACGAUUAUAUAUAUAAAUAUUAACGAUAAUAUAAUGCAAAUUUUUAUAUUUGCAUGUUUUGUGCUGUAAUUAGCGAGUAAUUAAGAUAUUUUGUAGAUAACACACACACAUACACAAACACACACACACACACUUCCAUUGAAUCUUAUUCGAACUGCGCCGCGCACGAGGAGUAACAAAACGAGCAGAGGAAAAAAAAGAAACGAAAGGAAUAAAAAAAUACAUCAUGCGGCGCGAGCGCCCCCAAACGGUGGUCCGUCUCGCGAACAAGAAAAAAAAUUUAACAAAUAUAAGAGAAAAAGCAGCGGACCACCGAAAGUCUCGACUUUAGCAGCACAGGCAGAACUAGAACUGAAGAAAGACAUUGUUAGAAAAGAGGAAAAGACCGAUGAUCGCGAGCGAGAGAGCGAGAGUCGAAGCGUGAAAGAACGUGCGAAAGCGUAAUAAAGAACGGUUGGAAAUAAUAAAACCGAAAUUGAGAAGAGAACGAUUGAAGAAUAACGUGAAAAAAUGAUGUGUGCAUGGGGAAAGGACGUGAAUGAUCACUGCUACGGCGAAUAAGUAGGCGAAAGAAAAAGAAGAAAUUAUGCAAAGACGAAUAUAGGAAGCUAAAAAGAUACAGGUGGAGGACAAACUUACAGAUUCGCCUCGACAAGUAUGAAUAUCGUGUGAAUGAGAGGGAGAAAAUGAACGCGAUUACGAUAGACCGCAAAAAUGCUGUCGCGAAACGAUUAGCAUCGCGAAACGGUAACACGGUGUAACGCGAAUGCCGCAUCUGUACAUAAUAUGUAGAUGCGUAGGAGGAUUUGUGUAUACGACGAACGUCUUCCGCGCAUCUACCUUGCGCAGACACGUCGCUUAUGUUAUACAUGUAAUGUGUCGCAGCUUGUCGGCGCUAGUAGUUUGCGGCAACUGUUUUUGCGGCCUGUUCAUACGAAGACAAAACAGAAAAGAACGCGUGCAGCUUUACGUGCAUGAACAUUUUGCGUGUGUAUUAACAGAAAUAAAUGGAAGGAACGAAUGCCCCGGUUGCGUGCACGAAGGAUGGGGGUUCUGGUAGAAAAAGGGGUGGGGAAUAGUGUCUGUGAAAUAAACAAUCCGCUAAUAUACGCAUAUACGAGCUUACGAGAGAGAGAGAGUGAUUGAGAGCAGGUAAAACGUAAGCGAUUAAGCAAAAAUAUUAAGAAAGUUUCAACAGCGAGUGCGAUCACGCUUCAGUUUAAAUUAAUCGAAAUUAUUGCGCGUAUUUUGUUUGGUAGAACUUCGGUUUUUAUUUUUUAUUUCUGAUAUCGUUUUUUUUUUUUUGUGAUUCACCGGACACAGGAGAUUUCCGAAAUAUAAGUAAUAUCUGACUGCAGAAUUUUUUGUUUUUUGGAAUAAACGUAAUUGAAUGCCGUUGUGAUCAAAAUCGAACACGUAACAAUGUCAGACUACGUAUUAAGAGGGGAUCUACGAGUAGCAACGAUAGCGAUAAAAUAACGGUUUAAACGGGCGAUGAGAUGUACUAGGAGGAAUGGGGAGAGAGACGAGGUCUAGAAUGUUUUAUGGUAAUGUAAAAAAAAAAAAAAAUGGAACAUAUAGAGAAAAGGUUAAAAACAUGGAAUUUUUAAAUCUUAAGCUCUCGAUCGUGCCAUUAAACGAUUUUAAUGGGAUGUAUUUAUAGUCUCAAAACUUUAUGCUUUUCAAAGCGCAUAUGUUAUCAUAAAGAAAAGAAAUUAAUGAGUACUAUCCCCCCCCCCCCUCCCCCAUUGUCAGCUUUUGCACAUAUUUCGACGUUUCUUACAUAUACAUUUACCUAAUGUAAAGAAAAGAAAACAAGAGAGAGAGAAAAAAAAAAUACCACACUAAUUUUGAACGUUCGUUGAGUCGACGACAUUUGCAUUCACGCACCUUCCAUGCCGGUACUUCCUUUUUCAUUUUGUAGAAACAGAUUAAACGAGUGAACGGUGUUUCAGUUCUCACGAUGAUAACGUACGUAAAAGAAAAAGAAACAAAAGGAUAAAAAGAAACGAUCAGAUUCGACUUUGUUUGAGGAUAAUUAGGUGAGAGGAGGAUGAAAGAAAAUGAUAAAACACAGAGGAUGAGGUAAAUAAGUUAAACAGAACACUUUCCCUGAUCCCAGCUUCUCCCUGGCCCCAAAGUAUCCUACUCUAUAGAUAUCUAAAUACGUGUAGUUCUUAAAUUAUUUACUUUAGUUCGAGUGGAGAUGCCUGUAAGUGUAAUUUACUAAGACUUUUUGUAAAUAAAUUAUGAAAUAAACUAGACGUACUUUA
Molecule: messenger RNA, 9739 nt
Organism: Hylaeus volcanicus
Lineage: Eukaryota; Metazoa; Arthropoda; Insecta; Hymenoptera; Colletidae
Gene: osa
Product: trithorax group protein osa
Exons: 21
Coding region: 314-6649 (2111 amino acids)
Biological process (GO): regulation of transcription by RNA polymerase II; positive regulation of DNA-templated transcription; chromatin remodeling
Cellular component (GO): SWI/SNF complex; nBAF complex; nucleoplasm
Molecular function (GO): DNA binding; nucleosome binding
Source: RefSeq, a predicted model, not a curated record